AUGUACUGGAAAAAUGUAAGUAAUAUUAGAAAAAUAAACUCAAAAAGCAAGGUGCUACAAAAAGCCUCUACAGUAACUCAAUUGAUUACACUCCCUUCCCAAAUUGGUUCACUUUAUGUAUUAAAUUCUAACGACUUUGGAGUUUGUAACCCGACCUAAAAUUCAUUAUCGAUUUACUAAUAUAGUCCUACAGUUUAGCUCAAGUUUUAAUAAAAUAUAAAUUGUGUAUCGAUGGCUGGUAACACUUAUAUACUACUUACACCUCGUCUUAGAUACUUUUACAAAAUCCAUUUGGGUCAUAGGCAGCUUAAAGCUUACUAGAUUAUGUAUGCUGAUACUACUUCAAUUUAUUACAAUUCAGUACUUUACAAUAUUGAUAUACCAUAGGGUACUUGUGUUGGUGGACCUGUCUAAGGAGUUUAUUAUACAAGCAACAUUUUAGCCUUUGGAUGUGAAUAAACUAUUUUUUAUAUGUAAAAUUAAAUAAGUAAUACUCCUGGUUCAACAAUAACAAUUUCAAAUGUAGUUUUCUAAGCAAAUGUUCCUUAAUCGUUAACAAAAAUCCAUCCACUUCCAUAGACAAAGUAAAUAAUAACUCAAUCAUCAGAUAAUAAUUUGGGAUUUUAUAAAAUCGAUGAAGUCAACUAUUCUAUAACCUUUUAAUUUUUUAAAGCUCUUUAAAUAAGCCCUGAUUACAUCUAAAUAAUUAAUUUUAAUAUUGUGAUAAUCAGUAAUAAUAAACUGCAAAUUUAUGCUAUUGAUAAUUCUUCUGUCCCUUAGGAAACCAUCAAUAACCCAAAGUCUUCAAACUUCAUGAGUUUUUAUCCUGCUUAUAACGCUAAUUAUUUAAUUGCAUACGAUUAUAGCAACAAUGUCAUGAGAGUUGAUCUUUCUACUUCUUUUACUUGUUUUCCUAACUGUUUGACCUGCUUUGGUACCGCUUCUUACUAAUGUGGUUCUUGCGUAAAAGGAUAUUUUUAUAAUCCUACUGCAAGUAGUUGUAGUUAAUGUAAAGGUACAUGUUUAACUUGUACAUCUCUAACAACUUGCUAAACAUGCUAAGCAGGAUCAUACCUAAAUUCAUCAUCCACUUGUGUUAGCUGUAGCAUAGGUUGUAGUAGCUGUAAUUAAAGCGGGUGUUUAUAAUGCACUGAUAGUAAAGCAUCAGUUAAUUCAAGUAAGGUUUGUGUUUGUUAAAGUGGCUUUUAUUUAGAUUCUAAUGGUGUUUGUUAAGCUUGUAGCUUAGGAUGCAGUACUUGCAAUUAAAGUGGAUGUUUAUAAUGUAGUGAUAGCAAAGCCUCACCAGAUUCUAAUAAAGUUUGUGUAUGUCAGGAUGGCUUUUAUUUGGAUAGUAAUGGUGUUUGCUAAGCAUGUAAUGCAACUUGUAAAACGUGUAGUAAUAAGAAUGUAUGCACAUCUUGUGAUUCUUUGACUCAAUUUAGGGAAUUAGAUCUUCCAACAAAUACAUGCACUUGCUUAUCAGGAUAUACUCAGGUAGCAGGCUAGGUUAAUUGUUAAAAAUGUAUCAGUCCAUGCAUAGUAUGUACAUCUUUAUCAGCUUGCUAUACGUGUCAAAGUGGAUAUUAUCUGAAUUCAUCAUAUAGCUGUACUCCUUGUAGUGUAGGUUGUAGUAAUUGCAAUUCAAGUGGAUGUUUGUAAUGUAGUGAUAGCAAAGCCUCACCAAAUUCUAAUAAAGUUUGUGUAUGUCAGGAUGGCUUUUAUUUGGAUAGUAAUGGUGUUUGCUAAGCAUGUAAUGCAACUUGUAAAACGUGUAGUAAUAAGAAUGUAUGUACAUCUUGUGAUUCUUUGACUCAAUUUAGGGAAUUAGAUCUUCCAACAAAUACAUGCACUUGCUUAUCAGGAUAUACUCAGGUAGCAGGCUAGGUUAAUUGUUAAAAAUGUAUCAGUCCAUGCAUAGUAUGUACAUCUUUAUCAGCUUGUUAAACGUGUCAAAGUGGAUAUUAUCUGAAUUCAUCAUAGAGCUGUACUCCUUGUAGUGUAGGUUGUAGUAAUUGCAAUUCAAGUGGAUGCUUAUUAUGUAGUGAUAGUAAAGCUUAGCCUGAUUCAAAUAAAGUUUGUGUUUGCUAAAAUGGCUAUUAUUUAGACAGCAAUGGAGUCUGCAAAGCUUGUAGUAUAGGAUGUAGUAAAUGCAAUUCAAGUGGAUGCUUAUAAUGCAGUGAUAGUAAAGCUUAGCCUGAUUCAAAUAAAGUUUGUGUUUGCUAAAAUGGCUAUUAUUUAGACAGCAAUGGAGUCUGCAAAGCUUGUAGUAUAGGAUGUAGUAAAUGCAAUUAAAAUGGCUGCUUAUAAUGUAGUGAUAUAAAUGCUUAACCAAAUGCCAAUAAUCUUUGCAUUUGUAAAGAUGGUUAAUAUUUAGAUAAUAAUGGUAUUUGUUAAUCUUGUAAUUCAACUUGUUUAACAUGUAGUAAUAAAAAUGUUUGCACUUCAUGCAAUUCGCUUGUUUAAUUUAGAUAGUUGGACAGCUUAACUAGCACCUGCAUUUGCCAAUAAGGUUAUAGUGAAGUAGCUGGUUCAGAUAUUUGCAAGUAAAAUAAUUAACAGUGCUAAAUAUCGUAUUGCCAAAUUUGUUAAAAUACAAAUAUAUGCAUCUAAUGCUAAAAGUCUUACUAUAUUUUUCUUAAUACUUGUGUUUCUACUUGCCCGUAAGGUUAUGAACCUAACUAAAUCAAUUAAUGUAUUCUUGUGAUGAAAAUAUAUUAUUAAAUAACUGAAUUUGAAUCAAACAAAUUCUUUAUUUAAUUUGACUAAAAUUUAACAAAUAUUAACCAAUUUUCUAAAAAUGUUAAUGUUGAUGUAUUAUCAUUUAGUGGUAAAUAUAGUUUUUAAAGCUAAAUCAUUUCUGAUAAUACUAUUAUAGUAACGAUUUCUCCUAAUUCAGUCCCCUCUAGCUAGAAUUAUACAAUAUCCUUUAUGUUUGAUUAAAACUCAUAAUCUAAUUUAUUCAGCUAUACUCAAUAGGUUUCAGGAUUUCUAACUUAUUAAGCAAGUGGUACAACAGAGAAAGCUACAGAAGCAAUAGGCAAUGCUGCUGAAGUAGCUUCUAAGGCUACUAUAGCGUCAUUAUUACCUCUUGCUAUUUCAGGAAACUUUUAGUUUAUUGCUUCAGCUGUGGAUGUUUCUCAGCUUAUUUAUCUUAUGAACUUCAUUAAUUUAGACUUCCCUUACAACUUGGAUUCAUUCUACAAUUCAGUUAAAGAUGUCAAAAUUCCUUUUGAAAACUUUUUUGAGCUGAUAGAAGACUUUCAUGAAGUAGAAUAUAAAUCUCCUGAAAAAUUCGAAUUUAAAAAAAUUUAAGGAUUCUAUCUUGAGAACUUUGGAGAAUAUUUAUCACUUAUAAUCACUAUUUUGAUGACUAAUUUUAUUGUCUACUUAAUUGAAAUGGGACUGAGAAUAAAGCCUGUGUGGUAAAAGUACAUUAACCUCGUUAGAACAAAAGUGUUCACAUUUAAUAUUUACUUUGAAUUCUUAUUUGUAAUUUACAUAGAGUUAGCAAUUGCAAUUGUUUUGUAAGUUUAGCAAUUUUAAUAUAAUCACCACGUAGCUGAAAUAGUAAAUUAUAUUUUGCUAUCUAUUGGAAUAAUCAUAUCGUUAAUUCCAAUUGCUUUAAUUUAUCUAAUUUACAAUAAAAAACUGACAAAUUAAAUACAUUCGAUAUCUGAUAAUUCUAGCUUUCAGUACUAUUAUCCUAUAUAAUAUAUUAGAAAAUACUAUUACUCUAUUGUAAUUGGUGGAUUUGGAUUUUCUCCUUUUGUCUAAUUAAUAUGUUUAAAUGUUUGGAAUCUUUUUAUGCUUUGCUUAGUUAUAAAAACAAAGCCAAACAAACAUAAAUCUUAUAAUUACAGAGAUAUAAUUUCCAGCUUUUUUUUCCUCACAAGUACUUCCCUCUUAUUUUUAUUCAUGGUACCUAAGUUUAGUAAUGAAGAAUCUCAAAUGUUGCUGGGUUGGAUUGUAAUAGGUAAUUUAAUAUUUAUAAUCAUGCUUGAGCUAGGAUUUUUCGUUAAAGAAGUAUUAACCAAGGUAUUUUAGCUUUUAAAGCAUGCUAAAGAAAAACUUUAAAAGAGAGAAAACUAAAUAGCUUUAAAUAAAGUAGUACCUAUGUCUCCUACCACUACGAAAUAAGAAAAUCAAAAUAUUUGUGAAGAUAGCCUAUAAAAGGAUUAAAUGGAAGAGGUCAAAUUAAACAAUAAAAAACCUCCUCUUAGUAGACCAGGAUUAAAGAGACCAAUGAAUGUUUCAAUAAAAUAACAAAACUCAAACUCAACUCACGAUGCUGUUGAAAGAUAAGAAAUUAGUGUGCUUAAUGAGUCUCCAACUAAAACUUAAAGGCCCUCCCCUCUCCCUUCUAGCUCAAAUCUUAGAGGAAACAGCUCUACUUUUAACUUAAUACCUAGCAACUUUUAAAAAAGUUCUUCUUCCUUAAAGCCACCAUCAUUUUAAUUUGAUAGAAAAUCUAGCGAGCAGUAAAGUGAAGAUUUUAGAGCUCAAGGUCAGGAAAGCUAAAAUAUGUAAGGGUUAUAGAAUAUAAUAGAUAAGGAUAUUGCAAGCUCAGAAAGAGUUUUAAUGGCCUCUCCAGAAUCUAAAUUAAGAAGUUUAACUCUCAAAAAUGUAGAUAAAUCAGUAAGUGGUAUUGAAAAUGGAUUAGAGUACAUUCCAAUCAUUCAAAGUUCUGAAAUACUUAAAAAUUUUGUCUAAGACUAGCAGCCAUCUGAUAGAAAAAGAAUUGAAAAGCCACAAUUUAGUAAAGCUAAUAAGAAUGGACAUAGAAGAGUAAUGGAAAAAUUAAAAUCUUUUCAUGUAAAUUUCAAAGAUGAAAAAUGA
Messenger RNA from Tetrahymena thermophila SB210, 4836 nucleotides. Its product is annotated as histidine acid phosphatase family protein. The transcript is spliced from 14 exons. The record is from RefSeq and is a predicted model, not a curated record. Lineage: Eukaryota; Ciliophora; Oligohymenophorea; Hymenostomatida; Tetrahymenidae.